Molecule: messenger RNA, 630 nt
Organism: Tilletiopsis washingtonensis
Lineage: Eukaryota; Fungi; Basidiomycota; Exobasidiomycetes; Entylomatales
Exons: 2
Coding region: 112-597 (161 amino acids)
Source: RefSeq, a predicted model, not a curated record
CACCGCCCUCACUGGCCCUCGCACCUGCGCCUACACUUUCUUUGCGCUCCGCUCUGCCCGCACUGCUGCUGCUGCUGCUGCUCGCCAUGGUGCCUCCUCCGCAGCCGGGUGAUGCCGAGCCCCACGCUCCUCCCGGCGCCGGGCCCGGCUAUCUCUCUCCCUCCGACCUCACGCCCGGCCGCUCCGGCGCCGCCUUCGCCCUCGGCGCCGCGCCGUGGGACCCCGACGCGGGCGGCGCCACGCCGGUGCGCGGAUGGCCGGGCAAAUGGCCGCCGUGGGGACGAAGGCCGAAGCCUUCUGCGUCUGCUUCGCCUGCAGCAACGCAGGGGCAGAGACAUGCAAAGUGGGCUUGCAGAGCGACGGGCCCGUGUGAGAGCUGUCCGAGGGACGAGCCGCUGCCGCCGCCUUAGACAACAAGGCGCCAUUAGGACUCGCCGAACGCUCUUUCUUUGCCUCCUCCUCCUCCUCCUCCUCCUACUCGAUCGAUGCGGCGCAUCUGUCGAGAGCGUGGCCCUCGCAACAACAGCACCUCCCGCUGCCGCUGCCGCGGCUCGGCGCGCGUGCAGAGAGCGCAGUGACGAGUCGCGCCGGCUUUGAGACGUGUGGGCGCGAUCAGGCAGAGGCGGCGAG